Molecule: messenger RNA, 6285 nt
Organism: Neogale vison (American mink)
Lineage: Eukaryota; Metazoa; Chordata; Mammalia; Carnivora; Mustelidae
Gene: PHLPP1
Product: PH domain and leucine rich repeat protein phosphatase 1
Exons: 17
Coding region: 193-5301 (1702 amino acids)
Molecular function (GO): protein binding
Source: RefSeq, a predicted model, not a curated record
GGGAUGGAACACCGAGACACCGACGGAAUGCUCCGAAUUGCCACAUAAUCCCCAGGAACGGCCGCGCCGCACGCCAUUGGCUUCUCCCUUCUCCCCGCGCUGCCGCCGCCGCCGUCUCCCACCUUCGCCUCCCCGCCUCCCUCUGCUCCCGCUGCCUCCGGAGCUGGGGGGGAAGCGCGAAGCCCCACUGCAAUGGAGCCCGCCGCCGCGGCUACGGCGCAGCGACUCCCGGAGACCAGCAGGGAGGACCGAGCUCCGGCUCCCGCGGCGGCGGCUCUGGCGGCGGCGGCGGCUCUGGCGGCAGCGGCCGGGGGCGGCCGGAGCCCGGAGCCCGCGCUGACCCCGGCGGCCCCGACCGGCGGGGCGCGGGACGAGGCCGCCGGCGAGGCGCAGCCGGGGCCGCUGCCGGGCCGGGCGGGAGGCACGGGUCGCCGGCGGCGGCGCGGGGCGCCCCAGCCCCCCGCCGGCGGGGCUGCCCCGGUUCCCGGGGCCGGCAGCGGCGCCAACUCCCUCCUGCUGAGGAGAGGGCGGCUGAAAAGGAAUCUGUCCGCGGCCGCCGCCGCCGCCUCCUCGUCCUCGUCGUCGUCGUCGUCGUCGUCGUCGUCCUCGGCCGCCGCCGCCUCGCACUGCCCCGGCGCCGCCGGCCUCUCUACCUCCUGUUCGGCCUCGGCGUCGCUGUGCACCCGGAGCCUGGACAGGAAGACGCUGCUCCUGAAGCACCGGCAGAUGCUGCAGCUGCAGCCGUCGGACCGGGACUGGGUGAGGCACCAGCUCCAGCGCGGCUGCGUGCACGUCUUCGACCGCCACCUGGCCUCAACCUACCUGCGCCCGGUGCUCUGCACGCUGGACACCACGGCCGGCGAGGUGGCCGCCCGCCUCCUGCAGGUGGGCCACAAAGGCGGCGGCGUGGUCAAGGUGCUGGGCAAGGGCCCGGGCCCCGCGGCCGGCACGGAGCGGCCCCCCGACGUCGGUCCCCGGCUCGCGCCUGCGGAACCCCGGGACUUGGGGCCGCCGCCCGGGAGGAGCGGGCUGGCUGCCGUCGGGGGCCCGCCGCGCGCGCCUCCCGCGGACCUGCAGCUGCCGGGCGGUCGGGACGGGUGGGCGCGCCGCGCCUCCCGCGCCAGCCCCGCGCCGUCGGACUCCAGCCCGGGUGAGCCGGGCGCCCCGCAGCGCCUGGACGGCACAGCCGCCGGCCCGGCCUCCGACACCGAGAGCUUCAGCCUGAGCCCCAGCGCCGAGAGCGUGUCGGACCGGCUGGACCCCUACAGCAGCGGCAGCGGCUCCUCUUCGUCGUCCGAGGAGCUCGAGGCUGACCCGGCCCCGGGCCUGCCGGGGGUUCCGGGCCAGGCCCGCCUGCCCGGCCGCUCCGCGCCGGCUCGGCCCGGGGCGGGCACCCGGCCGCCUUCCCCGACCGCCUCCCCGCCUCCGCUGCAGCCGAAAGACCCGAGGGGCGUCGACGGCCCGGGAGGGGCUGCCCGCGACCGGCCUCGGGAAGAAAAGGCGGCUGCAGCCGCGGCCCUUAGCCGCCCUCAGCCGACCCCGGGUGGGAACGGGGCGGCCCCGGAGAAAGCGCCUCCGCCGCCCACCCUGUAUGUGCAGCUCCACGGAGAGACCACCCGGCGCCUGGAGGCGGACGAGAAGCCAUUGCAGAUCCAAAAUGACUACCUCUUCCAACUGGGAUUUGGGGAGUUGUGGAGGGUGCAGGAGGAAGGCAUGGACUCGGAGAUUGGCUGCCUCAUCCGCUUCUAUGCAGGAAAACCUCACAGCUCUGGUAGCUCUGAGCGGAUCCAGCUCUCAGGAAUGUAUAAUGUCCGUAAAGGCAAAAUGCAGUUGCCAGUGAACCGCUGGACCAGACGCCAGGUCAUCCUCUGUGGGACCUGCCUCAUAGUAUCAUCUGUGAAAGACAGCUUGACCGGAAAGAUGCACGUUCUGCCACUAAUCGGUGGAAAAGUAGAAGAAGUGAAAAAGCACCAGCACUGUUUAGCAUUUAGCUCCUCUGGACCCCAAAGCCAGACUUACUACAUUUGUUUUGAUACAUUCACAGAGUAUUUAAGGUGGCUUCGACAAGUUUCCAAGGUUGCAUCACAGCGCAUUAGCUCAGUGGACCUCUCGUGUUGCAGCCUGGAGCAUCUGCCUGCCAACCUCUUCUACAGCCAAGACCUCACUCAUCUCAACUUAAAACAAAACUUCCUAAGGCAGAAUCCCUGCCUACCAACUGCCAGGGGGCUCAGUGAACUGCAAAGGUUCACCAAGCUGAAGAGUCUUAACCUUUCCAAUAAUCACUUAGGGGACUUCCCAUUAGCAGUCUGCAGUAUUCCGACCCUGACCGAGCUGAACGUGUCCUGCAAUGCCCUGCGAGCCGUCCCGGCGGCCGUGGGAGUCAUGCACAACUUACAGACAUUCUUGCUGGAUGGAAACUUUCUCCAGGCCCUUCCUCCUGAGUUGGAGAACAUGCAUCAGCUUAGUUAUCUUGGUCUUUCUUUCAAUGAAUUCACUGACAUUCCAGAGGUUUUGGAGAAAUUGACUGCUGUGGAUAAACUUUGUAUGUCUGGAAACUGUAUGGAGACCCUUAGGCUACAGGCGUUAAGAAAAAUGCCUCACAUUAAACAUGUGGAUCUAAGACUCAAUGUAAUUAGGAGACUCAUAGCAGAUGAAGUGGACUUUCUCCAGCACGUCACUCAGCUCGAUCUGCGCGACAACAAGCUUGGGGAUCUCGAUGCCAUGAUUUUCAACAACAUUGAAGUUUUACACUGUGAAAGGAAUCAGCUGGUGACAUUAAACAUCUGUGGCUAUUUCCUAAAAGCGCUCUAUGCCGCUUCUAAUGAACUUGUUCAAUUGGAUGUUUACCCAGUUCCAAGUUAUCUGUCCUACAUGGAUGUUUCAAGGAACUGCUUAGAAAACGUGCCUGAGUGGGUCUGCGAAAGCCGGAAGCUAGAAGUUUUGGAUAUUGGCCAUAAUCAAAUAUGUGAACUUCCUGCACGCUUAUUUUGUAACAGUAGUCUCCGGAAGCUGCUGGCAGGACACAACCAGCUGACGAGGCUGCCUGAGAGGCUGGAGAGGACCUCGGUGGAGGUCUUGGAUGUGCAGCACAACCAGCUCCUGGAGCUGCCGCCCAACCUGCUGAUGAAGGCCGACAGCCUGAGGUUCCUGAACGCAUCUGCAAACAAACUGGAAACGCUUCCUGCAGCCACUCUUUCUGAAGAGACGAACAGCAUCUUGCAGGAGCUCUAUCUGACCAAUAACAGCCUCACGGACAAGUGCGUGCCCUUGCUGACGGGACACCCCCAUCUAAAGAUCCUUCACAUGGCCUACAACCGGCUUCAGAGUUUCCCAGCAAGUAAAAUGGCGAAACUGGAGGAGCUUGAAGAAAUCGACCUCAGUGGGAAUAAGCUGAAAGCGAUCCCGACGACCAUCAUGAAUUGCCGGCGCCUGCACACUGUGAUUGCUCAUUCAAACUGCAUCGAAGUCUUUCCUGAGGUGAUGCAGCUCCCAGAAAUCAAGUGCGUGGACCUGAGCUGUAAUGAGCUGAGCGAAGUCACUUUACCAGAAAACCUGCCUCCAAAACUGCAAGAACUAGACCUGACGGGAAACCCCCGGCUUGCCCUCGAUCACAAGACCUUGGAACUGCUGAAUAAUAUCCGCUGCUUCAAGAUUGAUCAGCCUUCCUCGGGAGACGCAUCUGGAGCCCCAGCUGUCUGGAGCCACGGCUACACCGAAGCCUCGGGGGUGAAAAACAAGUUGUGUGUUGCGGCGCUGUCAGUGAACAACUUCUGUGACAACCGGGAGGCCCUGUACGGGGUGUUUGACGGAGACCGGAACGUCGAGGUGCCCUACCUUCUCCAGUGCACCAUGAGUGACAUUCUGGCCGAAGAGCUGCAGAAGACAAAAAACGAGGAGGAGUACAUGGUGAACACGUUCAUUGUCAUGCAAAGGAAACUUGGAACCGCGGGGCAGAAACUUGGAGGCGCUGCUGUCCUCUGUCAUAUCAAGCAUGAUCCCACGGACCCAGGAGGGUCCUUCACCUUGACCUCUGCGAAUGUGGGCAAGUGCCAAACGGUUCUCUGUCGGAACGGGAAGCCGUUGCCGCUGUCCCGAUCGUACGUCAUGAGCUGUGAGGAAGAACGGAAGAGAAUUAAACAGCACAAGGCCAUUAUCACGGAGGACGGCAAGGUGAACGGAGUGACGGAGUCCACGCGCAUCCUGGGCUACACCUUCCUGCACCCCAGCGUCGUGCCGCGCCCGCACGUGCAGUCCGUGCCCCUGACGCCCCAGGACGAGUUCUUCAUCCUGGGCAGCAAGGGCCUGUGGGACAGCCUGUCCGCCGAGGAGGCGGUGGCGGCCGUGCGCCACGUGCCCGACGCGCUGGCCGCCGCCAAGAAGCUGUGCACGCUGGCGCAGAGCUACGGCUGCCACGACAGCCUGAGCGCCGUGGUGGUGCAGCUCAGCGUCCCCGAGGACAGCUUCUGCUGCUGCGAGCUGGGCGCGGGCGGCGCCGGGCCGCCGCCCAGCCCCGGCCUCUUCCCGCCGCCCGCGGGCAUGGCGGGCAGGGAGCGGCCGGCCGACGCGCCGGGCGUGCCGUCGUCCAGCAGCGGGCUGGCGUCCGAGAUGAGCAGCGAGCUGUCGGCGUCCGAGAUGAGCAGCGAGGUGGGCUCCACCGCGUCCGACGAGCCCCCGCCCGGCGCGCCGCCCGACAGCAGCCCCGCGGGCGCCGGCGAGCCCCGCUGCCUGCUGCACCCCGGCGGCCUGGCGCACUGCUUCCAGCGGCAGCUGUCCAGCGCCACCUUCUCCAGCGCCUUCUCCGACAACGGCCUGGACAGCGACGACGAGGAGCCCAUCGAGGGCGUCUUCAGCAACGGCAGCCGCGUGGAGGUCGAGGUGGACAUCCACUGCGGCCGCGCGCGGGAGAAGGAGAAGCGGCGGCCGCCGCACCCGCCGGCCGAGGCCAGCGACGAGGGCAUCGUCAUCAGUGCCAACGAGGACGAGCCGGGGCCGCCCCGGAGGCCGGACGGCGCGGCCGCGGGGACCAUCGGGCGGCGCCGGGCCAACGGCUCGGUGGCGCCGCAGGAGCGGAGCCACAACGUGAUCGAGGUGGCCGCGGACGCGCCCCUCCGCAAGCCCGGGGGCUACUUCGCGGCGCCGGCGCAGCCGGACCCCGAGGACCAGUUCAUCAUCCCCCCGGAGCUGGAGGAGGAGGUCAAGGAGAUGAUGAAGCAGCAGCAGCCGCCGCCGCCGCCCCUGCAGCCGCCGCCGCGGCCGUGCCCCGGGGACCCGCUGCCGGACUACUGUGACACGCCGCUAUGACCCACCCGAGCGCUGGUUCACAAAUAAACUAACCGAGAAAGACCGAGUUGCACGAGUCUCGCAGGCUCACGUUAAACCAGGGGUUCACUCCACGCCCGCCCCACGUCCCCCCGCCCGCGCCCGUCCUUCUCCUCCCGUUGGCCAUUUUUUUCACAAUUACCACUCUUCUUCCGGUGAUGCUCUACCCCAGGAUUUAAGUUUGUUAACCUCCUCCCCUAACAUCUCAGACGUGUAAAGACAAAGAACAAAAGGUUUAAUAUAUUACAGAGAAACGGUUAAUGAUAAUGUAAUAUUUUUUAAAACGGCUUUUUGUUGUUUUGUUCGGAAGGCAGGGCCGGUUGCCAGUGCUAAAUGACUUUAAUAAUAUUGUAAUUCUGUAUUUCUUUGGGGGGAAAAGGCUUUUUUUUUUUUUCUUUUUUUUGUCUUGAAAAUGACAGACAUUUGUAGAAUAUGGAGACUAACUCCUAGGAGUUGCUUUACUCUGUCAGGUGACUUAAGUCACUGGGAUUCACUAAUUUUCUCUGAGAGAACAGUUGAUUGAGAAAUUUCUAUUGUAAAUAGCUCAGUGUUGUAUAGUGACGCUUCAGAUGUUUUGUAGUUUUGGCAUAAGGACACAGCCUACACAACCCACGUUCCUCCCCCCAACCCUGCCCCACAGCCCCCCACCCCACCCCCCUCCACCCCUGGAACUCACUCAGUGCGCGGCUGACCCAGGAGAGAGCACUUCUGUCCAGAUAAGGUGGAUCUUGGGCUGCUAGAAACCAGCCUGCACCCAAGGGGCUUCUGACCCUCUUUCUUCCUCUUCUGCCCCCACCCAGCCUCUUGACUUUUGCAGACACUUUUCGUGUUCCUUACUGCUGUCACAAUCAGCAUGAUUGUAUAGCGUUCAAUUAGAUCACUGACAUACCGAGAGUUAUAUUAAAGCAGAAUGCACAAAUGAACAUGUCAUAAUUUUUGUUAUAAUAAAUAUAAAAUUUACAAGUA